Bicyclus anynana (squinting bush brown) is the source of this 2176-nucleotide messenger RNA. It is a transcript of the gene PH4alphaEFB, whose product is annotated as prolyl 4-hydroxylase subunit alpha-1. Gene Ontology annotation, molecular function: protein binding; L-ascorbic acid binding; iron ion binding. The coding region runs from base 243 to 1928 and encodes 561 amino acids. The transcript is spliced from 13 exons. The record is from RefSeq and is a predicted model, not a curated record. Lineage: Eukaryota; Metazoa; Arthropoda; Insecta; Lepidoptera; Nymphalidae. Gene Ontology annotation, biological process: peptidyl-proline hydroxylation to 4-hydroxy-L-proline. Gene Ontology annotation, cellular component: endoplasmic reticulum.
CACUUGUGCAGUUAGCUCAUGUAUAUAUUACUCUAUGAGUUAGCUAUAGCUGCUGACGCCUGACACUGACAGUUGAAAGUUUUGUCGCAAGAAAUUGUAAAUAUAAAAAAAACGAGGAUUAUGAAAUUAUGAAUGAGAGGGAAUGCAGGUGAAGUUCCGGAGACAAUGAUUGCUAUUAGAUUUUAAAGUUUUGGUAUAGAGAAAUUAUUUUUAAAUAAGAAAAAGCUUGAAUAGUGUUCUCCAUGAUGAAGAUUUCAUAUGUUAUAUGUUUUGUCAUGUUAAAUUUGUGGACGUCAACGAGGGGCGAAUUGUUCACUGCUAUUUCUGACGUGGAACCUUUAUUGGAGACACACAGGAAGAUUAUUGACGAUUUAGACGAUUAUAUUAAUAAGGAGGAAAAGAGGCUAUCUAUUUUAAAAAGGCAUCUAGUCAAGUACAAAAAUGAACACGAGAAAGCUAUGGACGACAUCCCCAACUAUUUGGGUAAUCCAAUAAACGCAUUCACUUUGAUCAAAAGACUGACAACAGAUUUGGAUUUAAUUGAGAAGAACAUUAUAUCGGGAACAGCAUACAUCAAGAACAUAACGAUAAUGAAUAACCACAGCGAUGUAAAGUAUCCAACGCUUGAGGAUCUCGUAGGCGCCGCUCAAGCGCUGACGAGGUUACAAGAGACCUACCAUCUUGAAGUGAACGAUCUUUCUGAAGGAAGAUUGAAUGGCGUCAUUUAUAGUACAUCAAUGAGUGCCGGCGACUGUUACCAGCUGGGCAAGGCUCUGUACAACGAGAAGGACUACACCAACGCGCUGGCGUGGAUGAUGCAGGCGCUUCGCAAGUACUCUGAGGAUGAAGAAGAGAAGAAUUUCACUGAAGUGGACAUCCUCGAGUAUAUUAGCUUCUCGCAUUACCUGCUGGAUGACGUAAAAAAAGCAAUGUUAUGGACAAAAAAAUUGCUAGAUCUGGAUCCAGAACAUUCGCGCGCGCUCGGCAAUCUGCCGCAUUACAAAAAAGCCCUCGAAGAGAAGGAAGCUAAAAACAAAAGGAGAUUGCGCGGGGACACAGGAGAAGUAGAUUUAGAUGAGUAUUUAACAGAUGCAGAUCAGCCUGAGAAAAAACCAGAGGCAUUAAGCAAGUAUGAGAAAGAAAGACAAUCGUAUGAAGCCUUGUGUCGCGGCGAAAUGGAAAUGCCAAGUAAAAUAACCAAAAAAUUAUAUUGCCGGUAUCUGAAUGAGAAUAACCCGUUCCUAAUAUUGGCUCCCGUGAAAAUGGAGUACAUGUAUCUAAACCCCGACAUCGUUGUGUUCCACGAGGUGCUGAGCGAUUCGGAGAUAGAACAUAUCAAGGAGUUAGCUAAACCGAGAUUCCGUCGAGCGACAGUACACGACCCGAAGACGGGCGAGCUGGUCCCCGCGCACUACCGGAUCAGCAAGUCGGGCUGGCUCAAAGAUGAAGAUUCGCCCAUCAUUGCGCGAGUGUCCCGGCGCGUGGCAGACUUCACCGGCCUUAGCAUGAUGUCUGCUGAAGAACUGCAAGUGGUCAAUUACGGCAUUGGCGGCCAUUACGAACCACAUUUUGAUUUCGCUAGGAAACAAGAACAUGCGUUCGAAAAAUUCAACGGCAACCGGAUAGCCACUGUUCUGUUUUACAUGUCAGACGUAGCACAAGGCGGUGCGACAGUGUUCACGGAGCUGGGCCUAAGCGUGUUCCCCGUGAAGGGUGCGGCGGUAUUCUGGCUCAACCUGCACCCGUCGGGCGAGGGCGACCUGGCCACGCGCCACGCCGCCUGCCCCGUGCUGCGAGGCUCCAAGUGGGUGUGCAACAAAUGGAUCCACCAAGGCGGUCAAGAGCUGAUACUACCCUGCGACUUGGAGUACCAACCCGAGAGCAUGAUCCGCACCCCACCCCGACCAGUGCCCAAAACGUCCAGAUAGGGGUUGCUCUACAAGUUACUUAAGAUAACUAAUUAUUAUGAAUGGACUUGACUAAAAUGGUAAAUAUAUCUAUUUUAACGUUUCAAAUGAAAUGAGUGACAUUAGAUUAAGCUAAUAAAAAUCCAGUGAACAAAAUAGUGACCACAAAAACAUGCCAUUUUUUUUUGAUCAACUAAAUCUAGUUAUCCAAAAGUGAUACCAGUAAAUAUGCCAUUGUUGCCAGUAUAGUUUACUUAAAUUUUAGUCAU